AGCCCACCCGGCUGUCGCUCUCAUCCCCACCCCGUCGGUUCCGGAGCGCGUUUGUGGCAGCCCCGCAGUGGGUGUGGAAGGGGGAGGAUCGGCAGACCCACGGACACAGACCCGAGCCAAGAAGAAGCUAGCCAGGCACCAUGCGCGAGAUCGUGCACAUCCAGGCCGGCCAGUGCGGCAACCAGAUCGGAGCCAAGUUUUGGGAGGUCAUCAGUGACGAGCAUGGCAUCGACCCCACUGGCAGUUACCAUGGAGACAGUGACUUGCAGCUGGAGAGAAUCAAUGUGUACUACAAUGAAGCUACUGGUAACAAAUACGUACCCAGGGCCAUCCUGGUGGACCUGGAGCCUGGUACCAUGGACUCAGUGAGGUCAGGACCAUUCGGCCAGAUCUUCAGGCCAGACAACUUCGUCUUUGGCCAGAGUGGUGCCGGAAACAACUGGGCCAAGGGCCACUACACAGAGGGCGCCGAGCUGGUGGACUCUGUCCUGGACGUGGUGAGGAAGGAGUCAGAAAGCUGUGACUGUCUGCAGGGCUUCCAGCUCACCCACUCGCUGGGGGGUGGCACUGGCUCUGGCAUGGGCACCCUGCUCAUCAGCAAGAUCCGGGAAGAGUACCCCGACCGCAUCAUGAACACCUUCAGUGUCAUGCCCUCGCCCAAGGUCUCUGACACUGUGGUCGAGCCCUACAACGCCACCCUCUCCGUGCACCAGCUGGUGGAGAACACCGACGAGACCUACUGCAUCGACAACGAGGCCCUGUAUGACAUCUGCUUCCGCACGCUCAAGCUGACCACCCCCACCUACGGGGACCUCAACCACCUGGUGUCGGCCACCAUGAGCGGGGUGACCACCUGCCUGCGCUUCCCGGGCCAGCUGAACGCAGACCUGCGCAAGCUGGCCGUGAACAUGGUGCCCUUCCCGCGCCUGCACUUCUUCAUGCCCGGUUUCGCGCCGCUGACCAGCCGGGGCAGCCAGCAGUACCGGGCGCUGACCGUGCCCGAGCUCACGCAGCAGAUGUUCGACUCCAAGAACAUGAUGGCCGCGUGCGACCCGCGCCACGGCCGCUACCUGACGGUGGCCGCCAUCUUCCGGGGCCGCAUGUCCAUGAAGGAGGUGGACGAGCAGAUGCUCAACGUGCAGAACAAGAACAGCAGCUACUUCGUGGAGUGGAUCCCCAACAACGUGAAGACGGCCGUGUGCGACAUCCCGCCCCGGGGCCUCAAGAUGUCGGCCACCUUCAUCGGCAACAGCACGGCCAUCCAGGAGCUGUUCAAGCGCAUCUCGGAGCAGUUCACGGCCAUGUUCCGGCGCAAGGCCUUCCUGCACUGGUACACGGGCGAGGGCAUGGACGAGAUGGAGUUCACCGAGGCCGAGAGCAACAUGAACGACCUGGUGUCCGAGUACCAGCAGUACCAGGACGCCACGGCCGACGAGCAGGGCGAGUUCGAGGAGGAGGAGGGCGAGGACGAGGCCUGAGCGCCCUAGGCCAGCAGGUUAGGGCCAGCGGAAGCAAGGCGCGGGGGUGGGGGGCUAAGCUUGGCGGUGGAAGCAGGGAAGCAGCAUGGGCUACCGUGGGUGUGCGCACUGGGCUCUGGCGCUCUUCAUGUUACCUGUCACGUUUGUUUCUCUUGUUUUGAUCUUGAUGGCAUCCAUGUAACUAACACUCGGGAGCUUCCUGAAGUCUGGUUGUAAUGGCGAAAAUCACAUAAACAUUUGUGUCUUA
Messenger RNA from Jaculus jaculus (lesser Egyptian jerboa), 1725 nucleotides. RefSeq names its product tubulin beta 2B class IIb (gene Tubb2b). The record is from RefSeq and is a predicted model, not a curated record. Gene Ontology annotation, molecular function: GTP binding; structural constituent of cytoskeleton; GTPase activity. Gene Ontology annotation, cellular component: microtubule; cytoplasm. Bases 141 to 1478 code for a protein of 445 amino acids. NCBI's taxonomy places the organism in Eukaryota, Metazoa, Chordata, Mammalia, Rodentia, Dipodidae. The transcript has 4 exons. Gene Ontology annotation, biological process: microtubule cytoskeleton organization; mitotic cell cycle.